AUGAGCCCGAGGGGUGCCGGGGAGAGACGGAGGAUUUGGUGGCAGGCGGCCUUGCCAGUGACCCUGAGAGGCAGCUACGCCUACCUCGCUUCAGUGAUCAGCGCCGCCCACCUCCUGCACUCCCUGGAGGACUCGUUGCACCCUGCUGUCGCCGCACUCCUCCCCCUACUGGACCCGACCCACGGCUCUCCGCACGCACUGCCAGCACGCCUCGCUGCGGCUGAGGCAGCUCUCCCCCCCGAGGCUCUCGAGGCGCUCCAGGCCGGGAAGGCGGACCCCAAGGGACUGAAGCUGCAGCAGAGCCUAGCACUGGCGGCGCUGGACGCGCGGUUCCGCCACGACCAUUACCUCCGCGUCGACCACAUCGCGCACACCCACUUGCGUUCGAGUGCACUGGCGACUGCUGGCGAGACGGCCCCCGCCGCUGCUGGUGGUCAGGGGAACGAUCUCCGCGACGAGGGGAGUAGAGCCGCCGGCGCUUUGCACGAGGAGGCGAACGCGGAGCCGGGGACCGACAUCCAGACACACGACGAGCAGGCGAACACUGACGAGGGGGACGAGGAGCGGACGAACGAUGACGAUGCGAGCGGUGGUCGUGGGACCUGCUCCGUGACACCACGCGACGAGGCGAACGAGGCGACGGCGGUGAACGAGGAGUCCGCGGCGAAUGAGCCACAUCGCGACGAUCGUCGCGGCGGUUCUCCCGCUUGUCAUGGCGAGCAGCCGAGGAACGAUGGCGAGGCGAACGCUCCCGGUGCGCCACAGCCUCUGCGCCGGAGCGCACGACGGACCCCGCAUGCUCAGGCGCCCUCCGAGGCGAGGAUCCGCCCGCGCGCGGAGCCAGCUCGAGCUAGUGACCCUCGAAGCGGUGACGAAUUUCAUCUGCGGAUGCCGGCGGAACAACAGGUACGCUCGCGACAGGACGAGUAG
Messenger RNA from Closterium sp. Naga37s-1, 930 nucleotides. Lineage: Eukaryota; Viridiplantae; Streptophyta; Zygnematophyceae; Desmidiales; Closteriaceae. The record is from the annotation of a GenBank genome assembly.